Temnothorax curvispinosus is the source of this 4463-nucleotide messenger RNA. RefSeq names its product E3 ubiquitin-protein ligase ZNF598. Bases 505 to 3375 code for a protein of 956 amino acids. Lineage: Eukaryota; Metazoa; Arthropoda; Insecta; Hymenoptera; Formicidae. Gene Ontology annotation, molecular function: ribosome binding; ubiquitin protein ligase activity. Gene Ontology annotation, biological process: protein ubiquitination; rescue of stalled cytosolic ribosome. The record is from RefSeq and is a predicted model, not a curated record. The transcript has 3 exons.
UUCCUCGACCGAGGUCGGCCGUCGGCCGAGUCCAUCUGUCUCCGUCUCCCUCGCACAUUCCGUGCCUCUUUCUCUCUUUCUCUCGCGUGAUCGUCUUUGCGCACGAGGUUCCCGACGUUCCCGUUUCGCACGAUUGCCGUUUGCCGAGAGUAAAACGCCCGACCGAUCGUUGGUCGCGAGAAGAGACCGGGAUCUCUUCUCGAGGUUGAGGGAUCGCAAUAACCUCGGUCGCUCCGCGACAUUCUGCCAUCUGCUGAAACCGCUGCCAAUUUCCGCGGCCGUUAUCUAUUUUCGGAGGAAUCGCGUCCAGCCAGUCCGACGAAUCCCGACGGAGGACUCCCAGCCAGUUUGGAGUCUGUGUGCCGCAGAGAGACCUGUCAGUGAGAACCAGCCGUUUAUAUUGUCGUAGAAAAGGUCCUUGUUCGCCGUCGAGCAAGAAUUUGAACCAGUGAGAUAUAUUUAGUUGCGAAAGUGAGACCGGAGAUCUCAAUUCCUGCCGCUAGGAUGUCUGGAAACAACGAUAGCUUUAAUAAUAAUACCUGCGUGGUGUGCUACAAGAAUGUCGACAUCUACAGCAUCGGCAUGUGCGAGCAUCCCGUAUGUUACGAGUGCAGCACUCGGAUGAGAGUGCUCUGUCGUCAGAACGAAUGUCCCAUUUGCCGUCAGGAUCUGCCAAAAGUUGUAUUCACGCGGGAGAUCAAGCCCUUCCACAGUUUGACUGGAACCAACCUGCUGGACACUCGAUACGACAUUUAUUUCAACAGCCUCGAUAUUCAAGAGAAAUUCACUGAAUUGUUAGCCAACACCUGCUCGAUAUGUAAGGAGAAGAUGGUCUUUAGCAGUUUCAACAGUUUAAAAGAGCAUAUGCGACAACGACACGAGCUGCAUUAUUGCGACCUAUGUGUGGACAACUUGAAGAUAUUUUCGAAUGAAAGACGUUGUUACACGAGAGCGAGUCUAGCCACGCAUCGGAGGAAAGGCGAUGUCGAUGAUAGGAGUCACAAAGGUCAUCCUCUCUGCGAGUUUUGCGAUCAGCGGUACAUGGACAACGACGAGCUGUACCGGCAUCUGAGACGCGACCAUCUGUACUGUCAUUUCUGCGACGCGGACGGCCUGCAUCAGUAUUACAGCUCCUACGACUAUCUCAGAGACCACUUCCGGCAGGAACAUUACCUGUGCGAGGAGGGGGUGUGCGCGGAGGAAAAGUUUACGAGUGUUUUUCGGACCGACAUAGAUCUCAAGGCACACAAAGCCAGCGUGCAUGGUAAGCAGUUGAGUAAAGCCGCCGCCAAACAGGCGAGAACGUUAGAGCUGGAAUUCACCUUGGCACCGCGCGGCGAGAAUCGGAUGAACAGGAGAGGUAUGCUGGGCGCGUCCACGUCGAGGAGCGCGAGGGAUUACAACGGCAGAGAUUACAGUUCCAGGGAUUACAAUUCCAGGGAUUACAAUUCCAGGGAUUACAAUUCCAGGGAUUACAGCUCCAGGGAUUACAGUUCCAGAGAUUACAGUUCCAGGGAUUACAGUUCCAGAGAUUACCAACAAAGCUCGGUACCUAGCGGUUCCAAUUCAUUCGUAUCCAACAACGAGCCUACCUUUAUGAGGCAGCCGUCCGUCGAUGUUCAAAGCACAGACGAAUUUCCCACGUUAGGUGGUAGUGCCGCUCCUAUCGUUCCCACUUUAGCUCAACCCAAAAGCAGAGGCAACGUAACGAUUCGCAGCACCGUGAGAAAUCAACCGCUCGCGGUAACGGAUGAAAACUUUCCGGCGUUAGGUCCGGAUUCGUCCGGUCCCAGUAUCUCGAAAACUGUGAACUUUAGCGUUUCCAGCAGUAGCAAUAGCACGGGAUCCAGCGGCUUGUCGCAGUGUCAGAAAGGUUCGACGUCUUCGAACGUCUCCAUACAAGUGAACCACGAACCCAACGGCACCGUCACCACCAGAGUAUCCGGGCCUAACAUCAGGAUACGUCCCGCACAGUUGUCGAUAGAUUCCGAUUUUCCUGCGUUGGGCAGCUCCGAACCGUCUACCAGUACUGCCAGUUCGACUCAAUGGAAGGAAGUCUUGCAAUGGACCUGCUCGAAAUCAGCAUCGGCAAACACGCCCAAGUCUAAGAAAGUCGCGCCGCCGCCCUCGAUACCAUCGGCGCCGCCCAUUCGAUCCGGCGAAGACUUUCCGAGUCUGUCCAAGUCGUCAAAGUCGAAAAAGCAAUCGGUAAUUACGGUAGUACCGUCAUGGGGACAGAAUAACGUCCAGAGUUCCAGUAUUAGCAACAACACCAAAACAACGAUGGAUCAAACAAAGGGUAAGACGAAGAAGAAAAAAGCGAAGCAGGCUUCGAGCGGUAAUAGUUCGAGUGGUAACGAGUCCAGCGGCUCCAAAUCGAAUAUAAAUACUGUUAUAACGAAGAAGGACAUCGAAUUGUCGCAUACCGGUGACUCGGACAACUCUCGUGUUGCUUCUAAGGCGAAUUUGCAAGCCACGCAGGAUACCAACAAUGCGAGUGCCGAUAAUAGCAUGUCCAAGAAUUCGAGGGAGUGGGAACACGCGAGCAAGAAGGAUAAGAGAAAGAACAAGAACAACGCGAACGGAAGUUCGGGAAUCGCGACCGUUAUAAAUACGGAAUCCGGAAGCGGAGGCAAUGGUUCUUCGAACGGGGAGAAGCAGAGGAAGCGCAGCGAGCUGAAGAUAGAUAGCCUGAACACGACCAACAAUAAUAUCCAUCGGACGGAGGACUUUCCCGCUUUGGGUAGCACGAGUAGCAGACCGCCAGGCUUCACGAAUCCGCCACCCGGUUUUGCUUCGCCGACCUUACCGCCACCCGGUUUCUCCAUCAAGUACAACAGCCUCGACGGGCUGCACGGUGGCAACGGCUUGACGUUCACAAACAGCUCCGGCGAGAGUUAUUCCAUCCUACCGGACAACAGCAGCAAGCAUGAAGCUCACGACUACGUGUCACCGCCCGAUUUUCAAAAACGGAACACUUGUCUGGUGGCGAAGCUCAACGCGGUCCUCGUGGACCAGGACAAGAUCGAGGAAUUCCGUUACGUGAGCGGCCUCUUUCGCGGUGGCACCUGCGACGCCCAGGAGUAUUACACGCACUGUCGCGAAGUUAUGGGCGCCAGUGCCUUCGAAAGCGUGUUCCCCGAACUCCUGGUACUGUUGCCGGACAUCGUGAAGCAACAAGAGCUAUUCAAAGUGCACAAGAGGGAGGCGGGCGGCAAGGCGAAAGGACUAGAGAUGUGCGCAACGUGCGGUCAGGUUCUCAAGAACGGUCUGGAUUUUAGAACGCAUAUGUCCAGUCACACGCUCGAGAACCAUUUCCCGGCGCUGGGUAAGAGCAAUACGCCACCGCCGAGGAACACGUGGGUACGUAAAUGAGUCAAUUAUCCUCCCUCAUCGAUCAUCGUCGUGUUCGUCGUUCCGGAGCACUUGGACAAGCCGAACAUCCGCACGCCCAACUGCUGAAAACGGUUGUAAAUAUGUAACUCUUGUUUUUAUACCAUCAUACCGAGAUUGGACCUGUUGCGUUUAUCCGAUACGUAAUACGUAAUAUUUAUUCCAAGAGUCAAUCGAUCCUUAGUGUUAAAGAACGAAAUGUGCAUAGAACUAGCGUUGACUAUUCGCAAUAGACUUGAUACCUAUUGAGUGAAUUCCGAGGCAAUAUUGAUUGAAUUAAAAAAAAAAAAAGAAUAUUAUAUACCUUGUAGCAAAUUCGGGCGCUUGCACUAGUGCGCACUGAAUGCGCACUAAAACUUGUUUAUAAUCUGUUCUCUUAUAUUUUAAGUCGCUUAAAUACAUGGUCAAAAACUUAUUAGUAAAUAAAAAAAUCAUAUAGAUGCUUACAGAUCAUUUUACUGGCUAAAAAGUAUUUCAAGAGAUAUUUAAGAUGAUCUGUAAAUAAGAAUUGCCUAAGAAUAAGCCUUAGUGCGCACUCGGUGUGCACUGAUGCAAGCGGUCGAAUUCGCUAUCAGAGAGCUUUUACAGGCGGUUAUAUUUAGGUGUAACGCUUCGAGACCAGCGUGAUAAAGGGGAGAUAAAAUAUUUUUUUGUAUAAUAAACUGAAAAAUAUAUAUAUAAAGAGAGAGAGAGAAAGAGAGAGGAUACUGAAUAUAUGAAAAGUCUGUUACAAGUUAUGAAGAGUGGACGUAUGCGUAUAUUAUAUAUGUAUAAUGACGUCGCGCACUAAUGGUUUCAACGAUUACCUACUUUUACUGCUGUAUUUUAAGACCGUGUACAUAAAAGUUCGUAAAUAGAAGCGUUCCUUCCUAUAAUUUAUUUGCUAUUUCUCGGAAUAGAGAUGAAAUAGAGAUUGCUGUGCUAUAUACGAAAGAAUAACACCAUACUUUAACAAGUCAAGUUUGAUACGUUAUACAUUAUACAGUACUUGUAGCACCACCGUACUGUUUUGUACCGUAACAAAGUUGUACAUUUAGUUAACACGACAAUACAUGAUUUUGAUGAGCGAG